UUCAGUCCCGGUGCUGCAUUUACGGUCCUGCGCCUGACCUGAGCAGCUCACCGAGGAAACUUCAAGUGCUCCUCUCAUUUAUGCAGCCUGUAAACGUGCAGGCAAACGGGUCCCUCUGUGGAGAAACAAGGGGAGAAAAGUGCAUGUGUCUGGAGAUGAUGAGGGGAAUCUGGAGAAAUGAUCCUGCAGGACUCAAAUGAUGCGGAGGACAACUUGACUGGGAUGUAAACAAGGACAACAAUCUCUAAACAACAUAGUUUCCGUGAUGAUGAUGCCUCGUAAGAUCUCCCUCCUAACUCACCUGCUCCUGCUUUUCCAGCAUCUUUUACCUCUCACCCUUUCCCUCCUUCAUCCUCCCCACCAUCCACCCAUCCACGUCCCCGCGCUGGUCCAUCACACGCCAAAGCCUCUCACCCGCUCCAGCUUCAGCGCCCACACUCAGCUGGACUUCAACACUCACUGCAACUCCAGCUGUUUCCACAGAGGAGAGCAGGACGACUGGCGGAAGCAGCUGACGGAGAAGCUGGCCUUUGAGACGCUGUACGCAGACGGCUCCCGUACCCUCACCACGGUGGACGUGGAGGGUGACGAUCACGACUUGGAGGAAGAUGCUGGCUUCACGCCAAACAUGCUAUCUUGGAGGGGUUCGGCUGUAAAGCUCAGACACAGACGCAUAAGGCGGCAGAUCUACGGAGCAGACGGACGAUUUAACAUCAGAGGAGACAACUUCCUGUUGGAUUAUCCUUUCUCCACGGCGGUGCGCAUCUCCACUGGCUGCACCGGUGUGCUGGUGUCUCAGCAGCACGUCCUAACCGCUGCCCACUGUGUGCAUGAUGGGAAAGAUUAUGUUAAAGGCGCACAAAGGCUCAGAGUGGGCUUCCUGAUUCCCCCAUCUAUCAACAGCACUCAAGCUGACUUAAAUUUGGCAGUAAAGCCUCUGGUUCGCUGGGUGCGGGUGAGACGUACACGUGUGCCAAAGGGCUGGAUUCAGGGCCCUCAAGAGGUGAGCAUGGACUUUGAUUAUGCGCUGCUGGAGCUGCGAUGGCCUCACCGACGUCCCUUCAUGCGCCUCUCAGUGGCUCCUUCCUUAGAUGAUCUGGCAGGGAACCGCAUUCACUUCUCUGGCUUUGACAGCGACAGGCCUGGUGAGCUGGUGUACAGAUUUUGUGCAGUGGAAGAAGAGUCCAGCGACUUGAUAUAUCAGCACUGCGACGCCCGCCCCGGAGCCAGUGGCUCUGGAGUUUACGGACGUGUGUGGGACAACAGCUUGGAGCGCUGGGAAAGGAAAGUUAUUGGCAUUUUUUCUGGCCACCAGUGGCUGGAGAUAGAUGGAGAAAACAGGGAUUACAAUGUGGCGGUGCGCAUCACCCCGCUAAAGUUUGCCCAGAUCUGCUACUGGCUGCAUGGAAACAGGGUAGACUGUAGCCACGACUAGAAGGGUGUAUAAAAUACAAGAAAGCACAAAGUCACUUAGAGAACAGGGGAAAUGUCCCAAUCUCUCUGGGUUGAAUCCAAACAGAGCUCUUGUCUGCACCAGUUAAACAGAUGUUCUUCCCUUCUGUGAUGACUUUUACUCUCUAUAAUGCACCUUUUAAUGACUCUCCCUGUGAGAUCAUCUAAAUGACAUCUUUUACUCACAUUCAGCUUUAAAACACUCGCUACAUUUUCACAGUUGUAGUCAAACUUUUACAUGUUUUCUUCUUUUUUAUGUCAAGACUUUUAGAUUAUGGUCCUCUGUGAGUUACUGUAAUCUACUGAAAACACGCUCAUCUUUUUUCUUCUCUUUUCAAGGAAUCAUUUGGUAUUUUUAAGGGUUUUCAAUGAUAAUCAACUGCUUCUCUACAGAACUGAUCUAAUUGUAGUUUAUGAACAUCUUUUAACAUUGAGAUUUUGGUCUAAAAUGUGCUAUUCUCAUGGUGGAUUGGGGAAAAAUACUUGUUAUUUUAUUUUGAUAAGAAAAUCUUUGAUAUAUUUUAAUAAACAGAUUUAUGUGUUUGUGC
Oryzias latipes (Japanese medaka) is the source of this 2000-nucleotide messenger RNA. RefSeq names its product serine protease 23 (gene prss23). Lineage: Eukaryota; Metazoa; Chordata; Actinopteri; Beloniformes; Adrianichthyidae. Gene Ontology annotation, molecular function: serine-type endopeptidase activity. Gene Ontology annotation, biological process: proteolysis. The record is from RefSeq and is a predicted model, not a curated record.